UCCGCCGACGCCGUCCUGGGCUCUAAAGCCCGCAGAGCUCUGAGGCGGCCGUCACUUCUCCGAGUCGGAGCCAUGGCGACAACAGCUCAGUACAUCCCGCGGAAUAACUCCUUGCCGUCCAACCCGCUCAUGCACCCGGACUCGGACCGCAUGCACCAGGGGACCACCUACCGGGAGGUGCAGAAAAUGAUGCACCACGAGUACCUGCAAGGGCUGGCGGCCACCAACACGGGACACCCGAUGAGCCUGACGCACCACCAGUGGCUGCAGCCCACGUCCAACAGCGACUGGUCCAGCGGCACGCACCUCGGCCAGCAGGACCACAAAGGCGGCGUGGUGGGGGCGAGCCGCGAGGACUUGGCCGCCGCCGCCGGCUUCCACCACAGAUCCCACCUCGUGCACCAGCAGACGGCGGCGGGUGCCCACCACGGCGCCUGGGCUCCGGCCAGCGCGCACCACCUGUCCCCACUGUCGCCCGCGUCGGGCGGCGGCGGAGGGGUCGGUGGCGGCGGCGGUGGCGGCGGCGGCGGCGGCCACCAGGCUCUGGUCUACUCUCAGACGGGAUACACGAACCUGAACGCGAUGCUGGGCAGCCCGCAGCCGGGCGCCCUGCACCACGGCAUGCGCGAGCCUCUCCACGACGACGCGGCAGCGGCGGUGCACGACGGUCACAUGGAGUCCCCGCAGCAGGCGUUCGGCCACCACCAGGACCACUCGGACGAGGACGCGCCCAGCUCCGACGACCUGGAGCAGUUCGCCAAGCAGUUCAAGCAGCGGCGGAUCAAGCUGGGCUUCACGCAGGCGGACGUUGGCCUGGCCCUGGGGACCCUGUACGGCAACGUGUUCUCGCAGACCACCAUCUGCCGGUUCGAGGCGCUGCAGCUGAGCUUCAAGAACAUGUGCAAGCUCAAGCCGCUGCUGAACAAGUGGCUGGAGGAGACCGACUCCAACACGGGCAGCCCCACCAACCUGGACAAGAUCGCCGCGCAGGGCCGCAAGCGCAAGAAGCGGACCUCCAUCGAGGUGGGCGUCAAAGGGGCGCUGGAGAACCACUUCCUCAAGUGCCCCAAGCCGUCGGCGCACGAGAUCAGCACUUUAGCCGGCACGCUGCAGCUGGAGAAGGAGGUGGUGCGCGUUUGGUUUUGCAACCGGAGACAGAAGGAGAAGCGCAUGACGCCCGUGGGGGUCCCGCACCCCAACAUGGACGACGUAUAUUCCCAAGCGGAGACCCCCCCGCUGCACCGCUCGCUACACAGCCCCGUGCAGUGACUGACUUGACAGCCCAGGGGGUGACCCGUCCCAAUCCACCCCACCCCACCCGCCAUCCGCCACCAGGCUCCUUUGUAGACAAAUAAAAGGG
Messenger RNA from Syngnathus acus (greater pipefish), 1360 nucleotides. RefSeq names its product POU class 3 homeobox 1 (gene pou3f1). Gene Ontology annotation, cellular component: nucleus. The record is from RefSeq and is a predicted model, not a curated record. Gene Ontology annotation, biological process: regulation of transcription by RNA polymerase II; brain development. The transcript has a single exon. Bases 73 to 1269 code for a protein of 398 amino acids. NCBI's taxonomy places the organism in Eukaryota, Metazoa, Chordata, Actinopteri, Syngnathiformes, Syngnathidae. Gene Ontology annotation, molecular function: DNA-binding transcription factor activity, RNA polymerase II-specific; RNA polymerase II cis-regulatory region sequence-specific DNA binding.